UACACUGCCACUUAAGUAUUAUUACCACAGCUGCAUUCAUGCUGACUCUUUCCCCUUUUAGGAUUUACCUGGUGACGGUCAGCUCGGAGGUGGUAGGAGGGACCACAGAGAAACUUUGUGCUCAGGUCCAACAAGCCACAGAGCCUAUGUUGUUGAAUGUGUCAAUGGAGAUGGAGGAUGGCAGCAGCACCAUUCUACUGAAGGAAGCCGUAACACAGGACUUCUAUCACUGCACCUCCUUCCAGGUCAACUGCAACUGUGCUGUGUUCAGCAGGCUACAACGUUGUGGAACGCUCUGAUAUAAAUAUAUUAUGUAGAACCAACAUGCCUCUCUGACAUGUAAAGAAUCAUGCCAGCUCUGUGUGACAUUUGUAACUGCAUAUUUCCACAACGAUGUGAUCUAUUAUAGAUCAUGAUCUUCUAUAAUACUAUAGAAACUCCUGCAAUGUUUGACUCUUCUGUACUGGUCAUUCUCCAUCAUCUAAACAAAAGUUGUUCUUACUAGACUCAAGCUAGCUAUGCGCAUUCAUUCAACAACACACAUUCACUGCAGUCAUUUAUUCUGACUAGUUUGGUUGUAACUCAGUCAUUACAUUGACAUUUUAGUCAUUUAGCAGACGCUCUUAUCCAGAGCGACUUACAGUUAGUGAAUACAUUUUUUUUUUUUUUUUUAUUUUUUUUAUACUGGCCCCCCGUGGGAAUCGAACCCACAACCCUGGCGUUGCAAACGCCAUGCUCUAUCAACUGAGCUACAUCCCUGCCGGCCAUUCCCUCCCCUACCCUGGACGACGCUGGGCCAAUUGUGCGCCGCCCAUGAGUCUCCCGGUCACGGCCGGCUGCGACAGAGCAGAGUCAUAUUUUGUGGAAUUCAACUUGGAUUCCAGGCUGGGUGCUGUAUGCAAAAUGAUCCAACCUAUGAAGGGCAAUAGCAGUUAUUUUAAUCAUACUUCGCUAUGCUGAGGUUAUCUACCAUUUAACAAAAAGCCCUCUGUUCAAGCUACUCAGUCAGGAGAGCCAAGCUUUGGUUAGGAGCUAGAGGAUUGUAGAAGUUCUAACAAGCUUCCAUUCUUCUGUUCUUCAUGUUGUAGGUUCCCCCAGUGAAGGCUGACAGUGUGGCAACUGUCUAUGUUAGCAUCAAGGGGAGGAAGGAGGAGAUGAGCAAAAACACCAAGAUCCUUAUCAAGCCCAAAAGAUUCCUCACCAUUUUCCAGACAGACAAACCAGUCUACAAACCUGGACAGACAGGUAGUUAGAUAACAUCUUUGAUGAACACUGAAACUGACCCUUCUUGAGUUAUUACUUGUAAAUGUACUAAACUUUCCCUUUUCGUCUAAUAAUUAUGUUCAUGCAGACUUUACAGUAUAUUUGUGAGGCCAUAAGCUUGAGGAAAGGUCAUUACUGAAAUGGAUGAUGGAUAUACUGUACACUGUAUAUAGACAGAUGUUUCUACCGCUUUUCCAGUCAAGUUCCGAAUCGUCUCGCUGGAUGCCAGUUUCUUGUCAUUCAAUCAGAUGGUAAGUUACUCUUUCAGUGUUGUUCAAUAAAAAUUAAGUUACUCUUUCAAAGCAUUUUUAAGUGGGGUUGAACAGGACAGCCCCGUGUUAGUCAGCAUUGUAACAUUCUAGGGAGGUGGUGUGUAGUUUGGGAGAGGUUUACUGUAGUUGAGUAAAGAAGGGAAGUGAUGGAGCAAUGAUUUCAUCCUCUUGCAGUCCCAGUUUGAUGAUUCAAUGGGGCAGUGUGGGUGAGACAGACCGUGUGUGUAGGUGGCUCAGCAAACGUGGUCAGAGGUCAUUUUGCCUGGCUCUUUGAUCAGAGCAUCUGAAUCAACAGGAGCGCCAGGCCUGCUCUGUACUGUAACUUUGUAGAUAAAGAUGCCUGCACUGUAGAAACUGUUUUGGAAAGUCAUGAAAUUAAUGUUUUAAAGCCCUUUUCUGGCACCACAGUAGUUCCCUGUAGGCCUACUGUAAAAACUAUUUUGGGACGUAAUAAAAAUAAAGUUGUAAUGUUUUUUGGGGCCAAAUGUUAAUGCUGAAUGUUUUGUUUCUAAUUUCUAGUAUCAAACAGUGGAGCUUCAGGUGAGACUCAUUCAAAUCCAUUGCAAUUAAAAACCAAAGCUGUAUAUAACAUGAGCAAUAAUAAUGACAUGAUCUCCCUUCAAAAAAAUGUCCUGCCAAUGUACUGAUGCAUGAAUUGAUACAAUGCCUGUCUCUAAAACAAAAAUAGCUUCCUUCAACCUAUUAUGAAUCUGUAUACAGGACCCCAACUCCAACCGCAUUGCUCAGUGGUUGAACCAGUCAACAGUGAGUGGAAUUCUGGACCUGUCCCACCCCAUGUCCGCAGAGGCAAUGCAAGGAAGUUACAUCAUCACUGCAUGGAAUGAGAAGGGAGAACAAACCUCCCAAAACUUUGACAUCAAAGAAUAUGGUGAUGAAAUCUUCUCUCUGAUUACUUUCAGGUUACAUUGUGGUUACAUUGUUAUUACAUGGUGAUUACAUGGUGGUUACGUUGUUUUUACAUGGUGAUUACAUUGUGGUCUGUGAUUUGUUUUUGGGUGUAGUCCAACAGACAAUGAAGAAAUAAUAUUGAUAUGUAUUUUUCCAGUUUUGCCCAAAUAUGAGGUGAAAGUCCAUCUUCCCCAAACAAUAACUAUUCUGGACAAAGAAGCAACACUGAGAGUUUGUGGAAAGUAAGUGAAUAAGAUGAUAAAGCAUAAUAGACAGUAAGAUGAUAAUGUAAACUGGGGAAUUUUAUUGACAGAAUAUUAAGACUUAAUUUGUGUGUUGCAUAGACCAUACUUUAUAGAUACUGUCCCAUGUUUGAUACUUGCUCAUGUUCAAAGUAUUUCAAUUUUUGCAACGCUUAAUUGCUUUUCUUGAAUUGUCAUUCUUCUGGUGACUGUUUCCAGAUACACUUAUGGAAAACCAGUGGUGGGGUCUGUUACGGCGAAAGUUUGCAGAAAUGCCAUUCAAUAUCGUUGGUUAUAUGAUUCUAGUAAUAUCUGCGAGUUGUAUCUUAUGAAAGUAAGUAUUUUCUAUUGUUACGCCAAAUUCUUUGACGAAGAACACUCACUGUGGACAAAAUGUUGAGGUUUAUGGAAGCCUGUUUUUGUAGCCGAGCUAAGCUGACCUACAACUGUACUCAUUCACCCUAGACCGACAAAACUGGUUGUGCAACCCAAAUGAUCGACUUGACCCAGUUCGGUCUACAUGACUCUUUUGGGGACUUCGAAGUGGAGACUGAGAUGGAGGAAUACGGAACGGGUAGGAGAGAACUUUAUCUUAAACGUAGAGGUGUUUACAUGCUCAACUGUUGACCUCUGACCCUUGCCUGUGUUCUCUCCAGGAGUCAUCCUUAAAGGUAGUGGCAAGGCAAGCUUCACCAAUGUCAUCAUAACUGUUCGUUUUGAGGACGUGCCCCAAGCAUAUAAACCAGGAAUUGCAUACGAGGGGAAGGUGAGGACAAAAUAUAUUAACAAAUGCCUUUUUAAUAACACUGCAGGGAAACUCAUUGCUCAGAAAAAUCUUUGUGAAAGAAGUUGUGAUAAAUGUUAACAUAUCAUUUGGAGCAUCUAAACCAUGCUUUUGAUGUCUUUUAUGCGAUGGGAGUGUACAUUAUUAGUAUAGUUUAUUGGAUGUCUGCAGUCAUCCUGUCCUGUGUUUUCAGAUCAAAGUGACCGGUCCAGACUCUACUCCCGUUCCCAAUGAGCCUGUGUAUCUCUUCCUACACAACAGUGGCACAUCUGAGAACUGGACUCUCACCACAGACAGCAAUGGCAUUGCUUCUUUCUCUCUAGACACCUCUUCGUGGAGUUCUGAUUAUAUGUCUCUGUCGGUCAGUACUCACUCACUCACUCAUGUUUUACUCUAUUAAAUAUUUAAUUAUAAAUUAUUUACUGUAAAUAUUCAAUUGUUUGUUCUGACAGAGAUCAUUAAUUUAUCAUUUUGUAUUCUCCAAGGUCACUACAAUUUCUUAUUUUUCAUAUAUUUUUUUGUAUUUCUUGAACCAGGCUCGUUAUCAAAAGGUUGAGGAGGAUUAUCUGUACGAGCAGGGUGUGCGUAGACCAGAAUAUUCAUCCGCUUACCAUUUCGCAUGGAAAUUCUAUUCCAAGAGCAAGAGCUUUGUGAAGAUAAUGCAGGGCGAAGGGAAGUUCUCCUGUGAGAAGGACGGGAUUGUUCUUGCUCGCUACAUCAUCCAAGGGGAGGAGCUGAUAAAGGGACAGACGACCCUGGACUUUUUCUAUCUGGUAAGGUUAAAGGGAUGUUCCACUCAAAAUACAACCUAACAUUAUUUUUUUGUCGAGUCCACCAGAAAGUUUGGGGAUAUUUAUUUAUUUAUUUAUUUUACAUACUUCGGUAUUUGAUUGUCAUUUUGUGUUUUGUCUGGAAAUAUUUUAAGAAUGGCUUUGGAAAACCAUACAGUACUUGACUUCCAGUUGAAUAUUUCAUCAUGGGUUAUACACAGUAAGAUAUCACUUUAGUAAUGCAUUAACUUCAAGAUAUUUGCCAGCAGAUCUCCAGGUUUUGGCCAAUGUUCCAAUCUCCCUGGUUCGUUCACUGGUUAUUAAUGUUGAUGCUGCAACCUGGCUGUCUCUUAUGUCCCAGGUUAUAUCUAGAGGCAGCAUUCAGCAGCAUGGCCGUCUUCCUGUGACCGUUAAAGAAGGAAAAGGUAAAUAAAUUGGUCUUGGAUUCUCCCGACUGCUUCCUGACAUUUAUAUUUAGGACUUCUUAGAACCCCACUUGAUUAGAGAACAUAUCUCCUCGAAAGGCCUAAUGGCAUUAAACUGGCAUGGGAUAAAUCUGUCACGACUGGAUUAAAUCAUCCAGAUUACAUCUUCAAUACAAGCUCUUACUUCACAGCGCACAGUAUAUUUCAAUUUCAUAGACUAGUCACAGAACACUGUCUGUAUUGGAUGCUCGGUGGACUUACGGUGAGCUAAUGUCCAUCCCUUUGUCUGUCUCUCAUUUCAGUUAAUCAAGGGGAGCUGACGCUCUCGCUGCAGCGGAUGCCUGAGCUGACCCCUUUUGCCCAGGUGGUGGUGUACACCGUGUUGCCUGAUGGGGAGGCAGUAGCAGACAGCCGAGACUUCCCCAUUCACCUCUGCCUGAAAAACCAGGUAGGCAACUAGGCGUCUUUCGCCAGCUACAUGAAAUGUCAAAAUGUGAUCUAUCGGGGCAACAUGCACUACGGUCGAUUUCCAAAAUGACUUCGCAUCAGACUAUGAUAUGAAAUCCUUCACCUGCACCUGGAUCAUCACAAAUCUGUUUUCUAUCUAGAUGUGGUCAGUAGUUGUGUGGUUGUGGUCAGAUGAGAGGCCAGUGUUGUGGUAAGCAGUUGUGGUCAGAGGUUGUAUGGUUGUUGUCAGUGGUUGUGGUCACUGGAUGUGGUCAGAAGUUGUAUGGUUGUGGUCAGCAGUUAUGUUUUUGGUCACUAGAUGUGGUCAGCAGUAGUGUGGAUGUGGUCAGAAGAUGAGAGGUCAGAAUUUGUGUUGUGGUCACUAGAUGUGGUAAGCAGUUGUGUGGUUGUGGUCAGAGGUUGUUGUCAGAUGUGUGGUUGUUGUCAGUAGUUGUGUUUGUGGUCACUAGAUGUGGUAAGCAGUUGUGGUCACUAGAUCUGGUCAGUUGUUGUGGUCAGUAGUAGUGUGGUUGAGGUCAGAAGUUGAGUUGUCAGCAGUUUAGUUGUGUGGUCAGCAGUUGUGUGGUUGUGGUCACUAGAUAUGGUAAGCAGUUUUGUUGUUGCGGUCAGAAGUUGUGUGGUUGUGGUCAGUAUUUGUGUGGUUGUGGUCAGUAAUUGUGGUCCCUCUCUUCACCUUCAUUUCUUUUUGCCCUUUGUCUGUGAGUACCCAUAGCAACGGCUCAGUUUGGGCUCCUCCAUGAUGACACAUAGAGCUGUUAGUAGACCUCAGCAUGCCACUUUUCGUCACUGACAAACAGCUGUAACUUUUUAUUGGUAGAAGCUAUUCCUAAUCUGCUCUUUCCAGUCAGAGGGGUACAGCCCACCCUUCUCUUUAGAGACAGGCAAACUAGCGUUGCAUGGCAACACUGCUGCCUUUUUGGCUAAAGCAAGAGAAACAUGCUAGCAUACAGUAAGUUUGUGCAUUAAUAUGAACUAAAUACUGCACUCUGACCCACACAACGUCUUUGCUAGAUUCCUGAUAGUGUUAGACAAAGCAAGGAAAGUAAACUCAAAACGUUAUGUAGUUUUAUUGCAAUUUGCAGAUGUUGGUAAAUCAUGAAUCUGCUAGCUUCUGACAUGAUUUAAUGCAGCUAGAAAGAGAGCAGUUGAUGGGUUACUAAAACAGCUCUAUCUAGGGAUUGGUAGACACUAGUUCUAAUCCGUUUAAGGAUUUCCAGGAAUAUUUUUGUCUAACUUGUUGGGUUUGUGGUCAAAAUGGCAGUAGAUUGGAAAAAGUUGGAGGAAAAUGUUGUAAUGCAGUUACUAAAACAGCUGUACCGUAAGCUCCGUAGUGAAUAUUAUGGUUCUGCGAACAUAUAUGAAUCACAGAGAAGUAGUCAAAGAUUCCAUAUGCUCUAACCUUUUGUCUAACUUGUUGGGGUAGUGGUCAAAACGGCAGCAGUUUGCAAAUAAGUUACAGAAAAUGUUGUUGAUGCGGUUACUUAAACAGCUAACUUUUUACCAGAAUAUUAUUUUGUGUUCAAAUGCCAGAUUUGAGUAGCAGAGAAUAUCGAAUAUCUAAGCUUUUGCUGCGCAAGCCCCACAAUGAUAUACUUCUGCCAGGUAAGCCUACUUUGCAGUUAACAUUUAAUUGAGAAAGUUUUGGGGGGAAAUAUUUCUGCCAACCCACAAGACCGUUAUCACAUCAACUGGCUACACACAGAGUGAUAGACAAACGCGCGCACCACAGACAGAUGGGAUAAUAUGAAUGGAAGUUAAUUGGCAGACAUUGUGUUAGGUUUGGCUUUUUAAGCCAAUAGUGGCUAACCAGGGCUGGGAUGUCAAUGUUGCGUUGAUUUAGAUAGUAGCUGAGAGCUUGCGGUGUCUGAUACUUGUGAGAUUUGUUUGACAGUUUGCGGUGGAACACAUGAAAAUUGCAUGUACUUUCAGAAUUGUUUGGCGAGCUACUGGUAGCUCGCGAUCGACCUGUUAGACCCCUGCUCUACACAGUACAAGCAUUAUUAUGUUGUGGGCUCUGUUCCAAUAUUCACACCAGUAUGCUACUGUACUUGAAAUGAAGCAAUGUGUUGGACAUGUAUUCUAAGUGGUAUGCUAGUAUAGCUCCCGAGUAUGUGUCACGCCCUGACCUAUGGGACUCUAGUAUGUUGAGUCAGGGUGUGGAGUUCUGUUAUUUCUAUGUUCUCAUUCUAGGUUGUGUGUUUCUAUGUUUGGCCGGGUGUGAUUCCCAAUCAGAGGCAGCUGUCGCUCGUUGUCUCUGAUUGGGGAUCAUACUUAAGUAGCCUGUUGGCAAUCAGUUGUUGUGGGAUCUUGUUCCGUGUAUAGGCUUGUAUGGUGUUUAGGCUGAGGACUUCACGUUACGUUGUUUUUGUUCGUGUGUUUAUUUUAUAAAAUAAACAUGUAUGCAUUUCACGCGGCGCCUUGGUCUGACCCGUCCUUCAACGUCUGUGACAGUAUGGGCUCCCGAGUGGCGCAGUGGUCUAAGACACUGCAUCUCAGUGCUUGAGGCGUCACUACAGACCCCCUGGUUCGAUUCCAGGCUGUAUCACAAUCGGCCGUGAUUGGGAGUCCCAUAGGGCGGCGCACAAUUGGCCCAGCGUCGUCCGGGUUUGGCUGGUGUAGGCCGUCAUUGUAAAUAAGAAUUUGUUCUUAACUGACUUGCCUAGUUAACGUAAUUUUCGGACUAUAAGCCGCGCCUUUUUUCCCAUUUUUCGACCCUGCGGCUUAUAUAACGGUGCGGCUAAUCUAUGGAUUUUUACAGCUAACGGCCACUAGAAGACCUCCUAAAUCUAUGGAUUUUACAGGUUACAGUCCACCAACUUUAACUCUAUGGGCUCUAUGACCGGUCCGCGCCCCCCACCUUUAAGCGGCGGGCUCCAGCAGGAAAAGCUGGAGGCCGGAAAAGAGUGAGACAGGUAGCGCGCAAAAGUAAAAGUGGAACCGAGAGUGGUACGAGAGACAGAACGAGAGCAAGACAGACAGACAUUACGAGAGCGAGACAGUUUGUCUCUUUCCCGACAAUCCCCUCUGUGCACGAACCCUUACAUAUGGUAAUUAAACAAUAAAACACCUGCGGCUUAUAGUCCAGUGCGGCUUAUAUGUACACAUCAUUCAAUUUAGCUGCUGCGGCUUAUACUCCGGUUCGCCUUAUAGUGCAGAAAAUACGGUUUAAAAAAAAAUAGAUAUAUUUAAACUUUCUGAAAUGAAGCAAUGUGUUGGACAUGUAUUCUAAGUGGUAUGCUAGUAUAGAUAUAUUUAAACAUAGCUGUGGUGUCUCCCUCUUUUCUCCUCUCCAGGUGUCCCUGACGUUCUCGGCCCUCCAGGAGUUGCCAGGGGAGAAGACCUCUCUGAGCCUCCAGGCCCACCCAGGGUCUCUGUGUUCUCUCAGGGCCAUUGACCAGAGUGUGCUGCUGCUACAGCCUGAACAGGAGCUCAGCCUAGACUCUGUACGUUCUCCAUGGCUGCGUCCCAAAUGGCACCCUAUUGACCAGGGCCUCAAAGGGUUCUGGUCAAAAGUAAUGCACUAUAUACGGAAUAGGGUGCCAUUUGGGACAGGACACAGCCUCUCACAUUCACUUACUCACCACACUAAGCUGAAGCCUAACCAUGAUCACACACAUCCUCCUUUGGCAUUGUUUUUGUGCACCCAUGUAUUUCAAGAUGGGAUUCGGCUCACUUUCAGCUUCCUCUAAACAUUUAUUAACCACUGUCUGAUACUUAAAAGUUUUUUUUUACUUUUGGGACUAUUCCAUUGGUUCUCUCAAGCUAAAUCGAGAGCAGAUCAAGUAUUUGCUAUAUGUAUUUAACACUGGUGUUAUCAUAUGCACUCACCUUGUACUGACCCUGUAACCUCUGACCACUUUCUGACCGUGUCAAGAUGCUGUGGAUUAUAAAGUCAGUAUUACUAGAGGUAUAUUACUUCUCUCUCUGCAGGUCUUCAGUCAGCUGCCUGUUCAGAAGUUGUCUGGAUAUUCAUACAGAGUAGAAGACUUUGACCCCUACCCAUGCCUUCAAUAUCCUCCAAUCAUUGAAGAGGAGAUGAUGCUCCUUUCACUCGUACCUGAACCGGCCGAGGAGUUUGUAGCACCACCCGUACCUGAUUGGGAAAAACGCUCAUUCUGGUUUGGCCCCAACAACGACAAAAGCGACGCCUACAGCAUCUUUAAAGUAAGAGGCACAAAUACGUUUGCAGUUAUUCUUGUCUGUUUGGACUAUAGAAAAUGUAUAAAUAGUAUGUAAGAGACUGUCUAAAAUGAAUUAAAAUCGAAUGCAGUCUAUGAAGUGAUUUUUCAGAAGUAAGUAAAAAGACUUUUUUAUAUAUAUAUAUAUAUAUAUAUACAGUAUCUAAAAAAAUGUUUGGGUUUUAAUUUAUUCAACUAAUACCCACAUAAUUGAGCAAAACUGAAAUUACAGGUAUGAUAUGGCCUUUACUCCCUGACACUGUUUGAUUUUCUGUACUUUCAUUUUAGGAAGUUGGAAUCAAGAUCCUGACCAACUCUGACGUGAGAGAACCUUACGACUGUAACGCACUCUUUGCAAUGAAACAAAAUGGUAUGAUCGAAGCGGGUAGGUAUUAUAUGGAGCCCCAUGUAUAGAGUCAUUGAACGCUGGUCACCUCAUUCUGUUUAUAUACUGUUUACUCACUGUGUAUGAUAAUACUGUAUUCUCGACAUACAGUGGGGAGAACAAGUAUUUGAUACAGUGCCGAUUUUGCAGGUUUUCCUACUUACAAAGCAUGUCGAGGUCUGUCAUUUUUAUCAUAGGUACACUUCAACUGUGAGAGACGGAAUCUAAAACAAAAAUCCAGAAAAUCACAUUGUAUGAUUUUUAAGUAAUUAAUUUGCAUUUUAUUGCAUGACAUAAGUAUUUGAUACAUCAGAAAAUGCAUAACUUAAUAUUUGGUACAGAAACCUUUGUUUGCAAUUACAGAGAUCAUACGUUUCCUGUAGGUCUUGACCAGGUUUGCACACACUGCAGCAGGGAUUUUGGCCCACUCCUCCAUACAGACCUUCUCCAGAUCCUUCAGGUUUCGGGGCUGUCUCUGGGCAAUACGGACUUUCAGCUCCCUCCAAAGAUUUUCUAUUGGGUUCAGGUCUGGAGAGUGGCUAGGCCACUCCAGGACCUUGAGAUGCUUCUUACGGAGCCACUCCUUAGUUGCCCUGGCUGUGUGUUUCGGGUCGUUGUCAUGCUGGAAGACCCAGCCACGACCCAUCUUCAAUGCUCUUACUGAGGGAAGGAGGUUGUUGGCCAAGAUCUCGCGAUACAUGGCCCCAUCCAUCCUCCCCUCAAUACGGUGCAGUCGUCCUGUCCCCUUUGCAGAAAAGCAUCCCCAAAGAAUGAUGUUUCCACCUCCAUGCUUCACGGUUGGGAUGGUGUUCUUGGGGUUGUACUCAUCCUUCUUCUUCCUCCAAACACGGCGAGUGGAGUUUAGACCAAAAAGCGCUAUUUGUCUCAUCAGACCACAUGACCUUCUCCCAUUCCUCCUCUGGAAUCAUCUACAUCAUCCAAGGGGAGGAGCUGAUAAAGGGACAGACGACCCUGGACUUUUUCUAUCUGGUAAGGUUAAAGGGAUGUUCCACUCAAAAUACAACCUAACAUUAUUUUUUUGUCGAGUCCACCAGAAAGUUUGGGGAUAUUUAUUUAUUUAUUUAUUUUACAUACUUCGGUAUUUGAUUGUCAUUUUGUGUUUUGUCUGGAAAUAUUUUAAGAAUGGCUUUGGAAAACCAUACAGUACUUGACUUCCAGUUGAAUAUUUCAUCAUGGGUUAUACACAGUAAGAUAUCACUUUAGUAAUGCAUUAACUUCAAGAUAUUUGCCAGCAGAUCUCCAGGUUUUGGCCAAUGUUCCAAUCUCCCUGGUUCGUUCACUGGUUAUUAAUGUUGAUGCUGCAACCUGGCUGUCUCUUAUGUCCCAGGUUAUAUCUAGAGGCAGCAUUCAGCAGCAUGGCCGUCUUCCUGUGACCGUUAAAGAAGGAAAAGGUAAAUAAAUUGGUCUUGGAUUCUCCCGACUGCUUCCUGACAUUUAUAUUUAGGACUUCUUAGAACCCCACUUGAUUAGAGAACAUAUCUCCUCGAAAGGCCUAAUGGCAUUAAACUGGCAUGGGAUAAAUCUGUCACGACUGGAUUAAAUCAUCCAGAUUACAUCUUCAAUACAAGCUCUUACUUCACAGCGCACAGUAUAUUUCAAUUUCAUAGACUAGUCACAGAACACUGUCUGUAUUGGAUGCUCGGUGACUUACGGUGAGCUAAUGUCCAUCCCUUUGUCUGUCUCUCAUUUCAGUUAAUCAAGGGGAGCUGACGCUCUCGCUGCAGCGGAUGCCUGAGCUGACCCCUUUUGCCCAGGUGGUGGUGUACACCGUGUUGCCUGAUGGGGAGGCAGUAGCAGACAGCCGAGACUUCCCCAUUCACCUCUGCCUGAAAAACCAGGUAGGCAACUAGGCGUCUUUCGCCAGCUACAUGAAAUGUCAAAAUGUGAUCUAUCGGGGCAACAUGCACUACGGUCGAUUUCCAAAAUGACUUCGCAUCAGACUAUGAUAUGAAAUCCUUCACCUGCACCUGGAUCAUCACAAAUCUGUUUUCUAUCUAGAUGUGGUCAGUAGUUGUGUGGUUGUGGUCAGAUGAGAGGCCAGUGUUGUGGUAAGCAGUUGUGGUCAGAGGUUGUAUGGUUGUUGUCAGUGGUUGUGGUCACUGGAUGUGGUCAGAAGUUGUAUGGUUGUGGUCAGCAGUUAUGUUUUUGGUCACUAGAUGUGGUCAGCAGUAGUGUGGAUGUGGUCAGAAGAUGAGAGGUCAGAAUUUGUGUUGUGGUCACUAGAUGUGGUAAGCAGUUGUGUGGUUGUGGUCAGAGGUUGUUGUCAGAUGUGUGGUUGUUGUCAGUAGUUGUGUUUGUGGUCACUAGAUGUGGUAAGCAGUUGUGGUCACUAGAUCUGGUCAGUUGUUGUGGUCAGUAGUAGUGUGGUUGAGGUCAGAAGUUGAGUUGUCAGCAGUUUAGUUGUGUGGUCAGCAGUUGUGUGGUUGUGGUCACUAGAUAUGGUAAGCAGUUUUGUUGUUGCGGUCAGAAGUUGUGUGGUUGUGGUCAGUAUUUGUGUGGUUGUGGUCAGUAAUUGUGGUCCCUCUCUUCACCUUCAUUUCUUUUUGCCCUUUGUCUGUGAGUACCCAUAGCAACGGCUCAGUUUGGGCUCCUCCAUGAUGACACAUAGAGCUGUUAGUAGACCUCAGCAUGCCACUUUUCGUCACUGACAAACAGCUGUAACUUUUUAUUGGUAGAAGCUAUUCCUAAUCUGCUCUUUCCAGUCAGAGGGGUACAGCCCACCCUUCUCUUUAGAGACAGGCAAACUAGCGUUGCAUGGCAACACUGCUGCCUUUUUGGCUAAAGCAAGAGAAACAUGCUAGCAUACAGUAAGUUUGUGCAUUAAUAUGAACUAAAUACUGCACUCUGACCCACACAACGUCUUUGCUAGAUUCCUGAUAGUGUUAGACAAAGCAAGGAAAGUAAACUCAAAACGUUAUGUAGUUUUAUUGCAAUUUGCAGAUGUUGGUAAAUCAUGAAUCUGCUAGCUUCUGACAUGAUUUAAUGCAGCUAGAAAGAGAGCAGUUGAUGGGUUACUAAAACAGCUCUAUCUAGGGAUUGGUAGACACUAGUUCUAAUCCGUUUAAGGAUUUCCAGGAAUAUUUUUGUCUAACUUGUUGGGUUUGUGGUCAAAAUGGCAGUAGAUUGGAAAAAGUUGGAGGAAAAUGUUGUAAUGCAGUUACUAAAACAGCUGUACCGUAAGCUCCGUAGUGAAUAUUAUGGUUCUGCGAACAUAUAUGAAUCACAGAGAAGUAGUCAAAGAUUCCAUAUGCUCUAACCUUUUGUCUAACUUGUUGGGGUAGUGGUCAAAACGGCAGCAGUUUGCAAAUAAGUUACAGAAAAUGUUGUUGAUGCGGUUACUUAAACAGCUAACUUUUUACCAGAAUAUUAUUUUGUGUUCAAAUGCCAGAUUUGAGUAGCAGAGAAUAUCGAAUAUCUAAGCUUUUGCUGCGCAAGCCCCACAAUGAUAUACUUCUGCCAGGUAAGCCUACUUUGCAGUUAACAUUUAAUUGAGAAAGUUUUGGGGGGAAAUAUUUCUGCCAACCCACAAGACCGUUAUCACAUCAACUGGCUACACACAGAGUGAUAGACAAACGCGCGCACCACAGACAGAUGGGAUAAUAUGAAUGGAAGUUAAUUGGCAGACAUUGUGUUAGGUUUGGCUUUUUAAGCCAAUAGUGGCUAACCAGGGCUGGGAUGUCAAUGUUGCGUUGAUUUAGAUAGUAGCUGAGAGCUUGCGGUGUCUGAUACUUGUGAGAUUUGUUUGACAGUUUGCGGUGGAACACAUGAAAAUUGCAUGUACUUUCAGAAUUGUUUGGCGAGCUACUGGUAGCUCGCGAUCGACCUGUUAGACCCCUGCUCUACACAGUACAAGCAUUAUUAUGUUGUGGGCUCUGUUCCAAUAUUCACACCAGUAUGCUACUGUACUUGAAAUGAACCAAUGUGUUGGACAUGUAUUCUAAGUGGUAUGCUAGUAUAGCUCCCGAGUAUGUGUCACGCCCUGACCUAUGGGACUCUAGUAUGUUGAGUCAGGGUGUGGAGUUCUGUUAUUUCUAUGUUCUCAUUCUAGGUUGUGUGUUUCUAUGUUUGGCCGGGUGUGAUUCCCAAUCAGAGGCAGCUGUCGCUCGUUGUCUCUGAUUGGGGAUCAUACUUAAGUAGCCUGUUGGCAAUCAGUUGUUGUGGGAUCUUGUUCCGUGUAUAGGCUUGUAUGGUGUUUAGGCUGAGGACUUCACGUUACGUUGUUUUUGUUCGUGUGUUUAUUUUAUAAAAUAAACAUGUAUGCAUUUCACGCGGCGCCUUGGUCUGACCCGUCCUUCAACGUCUGUGACAGUAUGGGCUCCCGAGUGGCGCAGUGGUCUAAGACACUGCAUCUCAGUGCUUGAGGCGUCACUACAGACCCCCUGGUUCGAUUCCAGGCUGUAUCACAACCGGCCGUGAUUGGGAGUCCCAUAGGGCGGCGCACAAUUGGCCCAGCGUUUGGCUGGUGUAGGCCGUCAUUGUAAAUAAGAAUUUGUUCUUAACUGACUUGCCUAGUUAACGUAAUUUUCGGACUAUAAGCCGCGCCUUUUUUCCCAUUUUUCGACCCUGCGGCUUAUAUAACGGUGCGGCUAAUCUAUGGAUUUUUACAGCUAACGGCCACUAGAAGACCUCCUAAAUCUAUGGAUUUUACAGGUUACAGUCCACCAACUUUAACUCUAUGGGCUCUAUGACCGGUCCGCGCCCCCCACCUUUAAGCGGCGGGCUCCAGCAGGAAAAGCUGGAGGCCGGAAAAGAGUGAGACAGGUAGCGCGCAAAAGUAAAAGUGGAACCGAGAGUGGUACGAGAGACAGAACGAGAGCAAGACAGACAGACAUUACGAGAGCGAGACAGUUUGUCUCUUUCCCGACAAUCCCCUCUGUGCACGAACCCUUACAUAUGGUAAUUAAACAAUAAAACACCUGCGGCUUAUAGUCCAGUGCGGCUUAUAUGUACACAUCAUUCAAUUUAGCUGCUGCGGCUUAUACUCCGGUUCGCCUUAUAGUGCAGAAAAUACGGUUUAAAAAAAAAAUAGAUAUAUUUAAACUUUCUGAAAUGAAGCAAUGUGUUGGACAUGUAUUCUAAGUGGUAUGCUAGUAUAGAUAUAUUUAAACAUAGCUGUGGUGUCUCCCUCUUUUCUCCUCUCCAGGUGUCCCUGACGUUCUCGGCCCUCCAGGAGUUGCCAGGGGAGAAGACCUCUCUGAGCCUCCAGGCCCACCCAGGGUCUCUGUGUUCUCUCAGGGCCAUUGACCAGAGUGUGCUGCUGCUACAGCCUGAACAGGAGCUCAGCCUAGACUCUGUACGUUCUCCAUGGCUGCGUCCCAAAUGGCACCCUAUUGACCAGGGCCUCAAAGGGUUCUGGUCAAAAGUAAUGCACUAUAUACGGAAUAGGGUGCCAUUUGGGACAGGACACAGCCUCUCACAUUCACUUACUCACCACACUAAGCUGAAGCCUAACCAUGAUCACACACAUCCUCCUUUGGCAUUGUUUUUGUGCACCCAUGUAUUUCAAGAUGGGAUUCGGCUCACUUUCAGCUUCCUCUAAACAUUUAUUAACCACUGUCUGAUACUUAAAAGUUUUUUUUUACUUUUGGGACUAUUCCAUUGGUUCUCUCAAGCUAAAUCGAGAGCAGAUCAAGUAUUUGCUAUAUGUAUUUAACACUGGUGUUAUCAUAUGCACUCACCUUGUACUGACCCUGUAACCUCUGACCACUUUCUGACCGUGUCAAGAUGCUGUGGAUUAUAAAGUCAGUAUUACUAGAGGUAUAUUACUUCUCUCUCUGCAGGUCUUCAGUCAGCUGCCUGUUCAGAAGUUGUCUGGAUAUUCAUACAGAGUAGAAGACUUUGACCCCUACCCAUGCCUUCAAUAUCCUCCAAUCAUUGAAGAGGAGAUGAUGCUCCUUUCACUCGUACCUGAACCGGCCGAGGAGUUUGUAGCACCACCCGUACCUGAUUGGGAAAAACGCUCAUUCUGGUUUGGCCCCAACAACGACAAAAGCGACGCCUACAGCAUCUUUAAAGUAAGAGGCACAAAUACGUUUGCAGUUAUUCUUGUCUGUUUGGACUAUAGAAAAUGUAUAAAUAGUAUGUAAGAGACUGUCUAAAAUGAAUUAAAAUCGAAUGCAGUCUAUGAAGUGAUUUUUCAGAAGUAAGUAAAAAGACUUUUAUAUAUAUAUAUAUACAGUAUCUACAAAAAUGUUUGGGUUUUAAUUUAUUCAACUAAUACCCACAUCAAAACUGAAAUUACAGGUAUGAUAUGGCCUUUACUCCCUGACACUGUUUGAUUUUCUGUACUUUCAUUUUAGGAAGUUGGAAUCAAGAUCCUGACCAACUCUGACGUGAGAGAACCUUACGACUGUAACGCACUCUUUGCAAUGAAACAAAAUGGUAUGAUCGAAGCGGGUAGGUAUUAUAUGGAGCCCCAUGUAUAGAGUCAUUGAACGCUGGUCACCUCAUUCUGUUUAUAUACUGUUUACUCACUGUGUAUGAUAAUACUGUAUUCUCGACAUACAGUGGGGAGAACAAGUAUUUGAUACAGUGCCGAUUUUUGCAGGUUUUCCUACUUACAAAGCAUGUCGAGGUCUGUCAUUUUUAUCAUAGGUACACUUCAACUGUGAGAGACGGAAUCUAAAACAAAAAUCCAGAAAAUCACAUUGUAUGAUUUUUAAGUAAUUAAUUUGCAUUUUAUUGCAUGACAUAAGUAUUUGAUACAUCAGAAAAUCAUAACUUACAUGUGGUACGAAACCUUGUUUGCAAACUUACCAAGAUCAUAACGUCUUCCUGAGGUCUGACCAGGUUUGCACACACUGCAGACAGGAUUUAUGCCCACUCCCCAUAAGACCUUCUCUCAGAUCCUCAGUUUCGGGGUGUUCUGGGCAAUAGGACUUUAGCUCCCUCCAAAGAUUUUCUAUGGAGUUCAUGUUGGAGGUGGCUAGGCCACUCAGGACCUUGAGAUGCUUCUUCGGAGCCCACUCCUUAGGUUGCCACUGGCUGGUGUUCGGGUCGUUGUCAUGCUGGAAAGACCAGCCACGACCCAUCUUCAAUGCUCUUACUGAGGGAAGGAGGUUGUUGGCCAAGAUUCGCGAUAAUGGCCCCAUCCUCCUCCCAUCAAUACGGCAGUCGUCCUGUCCCCUUGCAGAAAAGCAUCCCAAAGAAUGAGUUUCCACCAACAUGCUUCACGGUUGGGAUGGUGUCUGGCGUUGUAUAUCUUCUUCCUUCCUCAAACACGGCGAGGGAGUUUAGACCAAAAGCGCUUUUGUCUCAUCAGACCCUGACCGUCUCCCAUUCCUCUCUGGAUAUCCAAUGGCAUUGGCAAUUCAGAGCCUGGAAUGAGUCUAUGCAAGGUGUUAACUGCAUGAAAAAAAAAAGUUUCCCUUUUCAAGCCCCAAAAAAAAAAAAUUUUGGAAAUUUUUGUUAUUGACCCCCUCUUUUUUCCCCCUUUUGAAAAAAUUAAAAAAAUCCUACAAUGUUUUUUCUGGAUUUUUUUAUUUUGUCUUCAAGUUGAGUGUACCUAGAUAAAAAAUUUACCUUUUAUCUUUUUUUGGGGCUUUUCCAAUUGGGGGCUACAAAUCUUUUUUUCCCCAUUUUUUCAAAAAAAAGGUUAAGGCCUUUAAUUUUCCCCCAAAAUUUUUUUUUUGACUUUUUUAAAUUGUGCCCGCCAAAUUUUGGGGAAAAACCCUUUUUAAAAAGCAAAGCAAAAAAAAAUUUGGGGGGAAGCGGGGGGUUUAUGAGCCCCGUUAGGAUUGAUGGUACCCUUCUUUUUUUAUAUUUUCCUUUUUUUGGCGUUUCAAAAGGGGGGCAAAAUUUUAAUGCCAUUUUUUUUUUUAUUAAAAACCCUUGAUUGUAUUUUUAAACCCCGUCAACUUAAGGGGGAUUUCAAAAAAAAGGCCUGAAUUUAAGAAUUAAUUUUUUUAGGGGUAAAGGGUUCCCAAAAAUAUUUAAUUUUGGGGAAAAAAUUGUUUAAAAAAAAACUACUUUUUAGGGCACAUUUUCCCCCCGGGGGUUUUUGGCCCCCCCAAAAAAUUUUUAAAACCCCCCCGGGUUUUGGGGGGUUGGGGAAAGGGGCUUACCCCUCCCAAAAUUUUCUAUUUUUGGGCUGGGGGUCUGCCAAAAUUUUUUUUUUUGGGCAACCCCUUUUUUUCCCCGGGUUUUUGGGGUUUUUAUCUGGCCCACCACACCCAUCUUCGCUCUUACUAAAAAUUUUGGCCGUCCCAUUAUUGAGCAAAACUGAAAUUACAGGUAUGAUAUGGCCUUUACUCCCUGACACUGUUUGAUUUUUCUGUACUUUCAUUUUAGGAAGUUGGAAUCAAGAUCCUGACCAACUCUGACGUGAGAGAACCUUACGACUGUAACGCACUCUUUGCAAUGAAACAAAAUGGUAUGAUCGAAGCGGGUAGGUAUUAUAUGGAGCCCCAUGUAUAGAGUCAUUGAACGCUGGUCACCUCAUUCUGUUUAUAUACUGUUUACUCACUGUGUAUGAUAAUACUGUAUUCUCGACAUACAGUGGGGAGAACAAGUAUUUGAUACAGUGCCGAUUUUGCAGGUUUUCCUACUUACAAAGCAUGUCGAGGUCUGUCAUUUUUAUCAUAGGUACACUUCAACUGUGAGAGACGGAAUCUAAAACAAAAAUCCAGAAAAUCACAUUGUAUGAUUUUUAAGUAAUUAAUUUGCAUUUUAUUGCAUGACAUAAGUAUUUGAUACAUCAGAAAAUGCAUAACUUAAUAUUUGGUACAGAAACCUUUGUUUGCAAUUACAGAGAUCAUACGUUUCCUGUAGGUCUUGACCAGGUUUGCACACACUGCAGCAGGGAUUUUGGCCCACUCCUCCAUACAGACCUUCUCCAGAUCCUUCAGGUUUCGGGGCUGUCGCUGGGCAAUACGGACUUUCAGCUCCCUCCAAAGAUUUUCUAUUGGGUUCAGGUCUGGAGAGUGGCUAGGCCACUCCAGGACCUUGAGAUGCUUCUUACGGAGCCACUCCUUAGUUGCCCUGGCUGUGUGUUUCGGGUCGUUGUCAUGCUGGAAGACCCAGCCACGACCCAUCUUCAAUGCUCUUACUGAGGGAAGGAGGUUGUUGGCCAAGAUCUCGCGAUACAUGGCCCCAUCCAUCCUCCCCUCAAUACGGUGCAGUCGUCCUGUCCCCUUUGCAGAAAAGCAUCCCCAAAGAAUGAUGUUUCCACCUCCAUGCUUCACGGUUGGGAUGGUGUUCUUGGGGUUGUACUCAUCCUUCUUCUUCCUCCAAACACGGCGAGUGGAGUUUAGACCAAAAAGCGCUAUUUGUCUCAUCAGACCACAUGACCUUCUCCCAUUCCUCCUCUGGAUCAUCCAGAUGGUCAUUGGCAAACUUCAGAUGGGCCUGGACAUGCGCUGGCUUGAGCAGGGGAACCUUGCGUGCGCUGCAGGAUUUUAAUCCAUGACGGCGUAGUGUGUUACUAAUGGUUUUCUUUGAGACUGUGGUCCCAGCUCUCUUCAGGUCAUUGACCAGGUCCUGCCGUGUAGUUCUGGGCUGACCUUCCUCAUGAUCAUUGAUGCCCCACGAGGUGAGAUCUUGCAUGGAGCCCCAGACCGAGGGUGAUUGACCGUCAUCUUGAACUUCUUCCAUUUUCUAAUAAUUGCGCCAACAGUUGUUGCCUUCUCACCAAUUGCUGCUUGCCUAUUGUCCUGUAGCCCAUCCCAGCCUUGUGCAGGUCUACAAUUUUAUCCCUGAUGUCCUUACACAGCUCUCUGGUCUUGGCCAUUGUGGAGAGCUUGGAGUCUGUUUGAUUGAGUGUGUGGACAGGUGUCUUUUAUACAGGUAACGAGUUCAAACAGGUGCAGUUAAUACAGGUAAUAGGUGGAGAACAGGAGGGCUUCUUAAAGAAAAACUAACAGGUCUGUGAGAGCCGGAAUUCUUACUGGUUGGUAGGUGAUCAAAUACGUAUGUCAUGCAAUAAAAUGCAAAUUGAUUACUUAAAAAUCAUACAAUGUGAUUUUCUGGAUUUUUGUUUUAGAUUCCGUCUCUCACAGUUGAAGUGUACCUAUGAUAAAAAUUACAAAACCUGCAAAAUCGGCAGUGUAUCAAAUACUUGUUCUCCCCACUGUAGCUCAUCCUAAUAUAGCUACUACUGUACAUACCAUUUUCUUUUCCAAAUUGUAUUCGGUCUAUACACACCACAUAUUUUAUAUUCUCACUCUAAUAUCUACUUGGAUUGUUAGUUCUUUUUUUUUAUUGUGCGUCUAUUGUUGGCGCUAGUAACACAAACAUUUUGCUGCACCUGCCAUAACACCCGCACAUUUUACAUUUACAUUUUAGUCAUUUAGCAGACGCUCUUAUCCAGAGCGACUUACAGUUAGUGAGUGCAUACAUGAUCAUUUUUUAUAUAUAUAUAUUUUUUUUACUGGCCCCCCGUGGGAAUCGAACCCACAACCCUGGCGUUGCAAACGCCAUGCUCAACCAACUGCGCUACAUCCCUUCUGUGUACGUGACCAAUAAACGUAUUUGAUAUGCUAAUGUAUAAACCUUUCUAGUCUCAACCUAAUGAAGGAUUGGUUUCUAUUUACAGUUCGUCCCAUGAACAUGAUGCCAAAUGGGCAUAUGACAUCAGCCCCUGGAGCCGCUGACGGGACUAAGGAGACUGUCCGCACAUACUUCCCUGAGACCUGGAUCUGGGACCUGGUUCCUGUGGGGUAAGCAUUGUAACAUACACCGUAUUUGUAGUCCAACACAUCCCUUUUCGUGGGGUGCUGGGCUGAAAAUGCCUACUAAUAUGGCAAUACUGAAACUACAGGCAUGUUUUUGUUCUAGCGGUUGAUUUUUAAGGGGGAAAGAACGGUUUAAAACAAUAAUUUAAAAAAUCACCUAGUCCUCUAUUGAACUGACCAUAAAUCAUGUGUUCCAAUGUUAAUAUAUAUUUGGUGUUUUUAUUGCACCCUUUUCAACACCACCAGAGAUACAGGAAAAGUGAAUGUUGAGAAGACUGUUCCAGACACCAUCACUAAGUGGGCUGCAGGGGCGUUCUGUACUUCCCCAGUGGGUUUUGGCCUGGCUCCCAACACUGGCCUCACUGCCUUCCAACCCUUCUUUGUGAGCCUGACACUGCCCUACUCUGUCAUCCGGGGGGAGGUGUUCACACUCAAGGCCACAGUGUUCAACUACCUCUCCAAGUGUAUCAUGGUAAGCCCUCCCAGUAUUGUCUCUUUCUUUACCUCUCUAGUCCCACUUCAUUUGGAUAGUCCCUGUAGACAAUCUGUAGAUGCUCUGAUGUUUUAAGGACGAGAGAAGAGCGGACGCAUGGAUCUAGGAAAGACUUGAGAUUGACCCCAUGUGUUUCUCCUAGGUGAAGGUGACUCUAGCUGAGUCGGACCAGUUCACAGCCAGGCCAUGUGAAGGCUGCCAGUACACCCUGUGUCUGUGUGCUGAGGAGAGCAGGACCUUCAAGUGGAUCCUCACCCCAACUGCUCUGGGUGAGCCAUACAGUACUCUGUCAAUCUAUCACAAGGCUCUUGCAAUAGACUCCACAUUUACUCCCAACACCUUGGCCCUAGCCCCCUACCCUUUGAUGUUUGCAGAUUUGUAAGGUGUAAGAAAUAUGGUAGAAGCUCCACCAUUACACUGCUUAUACCCAUCCACACCUUUCAUAUAUGCAAAGAGUUAGGGCCAAAGGAGAGUAGGGAGUAAAUUGAAAGCAGUGAUUCUCCUGUAGUGCCUUAAGACAGGGUUGUUGACUUCACACAGCUGAAAUUUAAGCAAAUAAAUAUUUCUGAUACACAUGGCUCAAAUAAAUUCCUUGUAUAUAUCCUAGCCCUGUAAAGAAAUGUUGACAAUCGCUUGUACUAACAAGUCAAGAGGGAUAUCUGAUGAGAUGCUCAGAAAGAUCUCCCUCGGGGGUAUCCGUGGUUAUCGGAGAAAGGGAGGGAGGAAACAUGGGAAGGGAGGAGGGAGGGAGGGAACAGUUGAGCCAGGGUACAUGAGUGACUGAGAGGAGAGGCUAUAGGAAGGGAGGGUAAGAGGGAGCAAGCUGAGGGAGGGGCAGGUUAAUGGGUGACUGGUCUAGACUUGCAUGUUUAUGUCUCUCUGGCCUGAACUAUAGGGGAGGUGAGUGUGAAAGUGAGCGCUGAGGCGUUGAAGACUGAGGAGCUCUGCGGCAACGAGGUGGCCACAGUGCCAGAGAAAGGACACAUUGACACCAUUGUGCAAACACUGCUGGUGGAGGUGAGUGUCUGUCCUGUAUGCCAAGUCCACUGUUCUUUCUUCCACAUUGAUGCAAUGAGAUCAGGGUUUUCAGUAACACUAGGGCAAGGGUAAAUACAGUAGAAUUUAUAUCCCCUGAUAUUGUUUGGUAUUUUGAUGAGAGGAGACAACAUGGUUUGGUGUUCUAAGCCCAAAUGCAGUUAGACACCAGCUCAAGCAUAAUAAAUAUUUUUUGAAUAAAGAUUACAUUUGGGAAUGUGCAUAGCUUUUCCAUUAAUUUUGAAUUGAGACGUAUAGCUGGACUGACACAACAGAUGGCCUGGGACAUGGAUUUAUCUUAACAUUAGUCUACUUUUCAGGUCUAAAACGUUUCACCUUUAAAUGGUUACCAUAUGAAUUCAAUGCUAGACUUAACUUUAGUUGUCCUCAUUAGAUUGUGUUUUAUUUUGGUGAUGUUUUUCCUGAAAGCCAGUGGUCAGUCUUUUUUCUCAAUGUCACUUUCCCUCUAUCAGGCCGAGGGAACCCAGGAGACGGUCAGCCACAACGCUCUGCUCUGCCCUGCAGGUAAUCUCCUGACCUCUAUCAGUCAUACUUUCUCAUAAUUACCCCGAUGAUUAAGUUGUUUUGGUUUAGAUUACAUAUAUGUUUUAAGUGGUUAUAACGGUUCUCAAGUAACUCAGUCUGCCUCGUUUAUCUGUCUCCUGUCACCAGAGGGCCCAGUGGAGAAGGACAUCUCUCUGAAGCUGCCUGAGGUGUUUGUGGAGGGCUCUGCCAAGGCCUCCCUUUCAGUACUGGGUGAGAAUACUCCAUCUGUUUUGCUGAGUUUUAUAACCUCAGGAUAUGUUUUCCAUUUUGGUGCAGAUGAAGUUGUAGGCAAGGAUUGUUCAUCCCUCUAUUCAUGACAAGGGAAGUGUAUAUUCAACCUGCAGAUCUAUGAUUGCCUUAAGGUUAUGGGAUCUGAAACCGGGAUCUGCUGGUCAAAUAACCACUGCCAUUGACUAGAUGCCAAUGAUUGAUUGUCUCAAUGGUUGGUCUCUUUUUCACCAGGCGACCUGAUGGGUCGGGCCAUGAAGAACCUUGACAGCCUGUUGCAGAUGCCCUAUGGCUGUGGAGAGCAGAACAUGGUGCUGUUUGCUCCCAACAUCUACAUCCUCAACUACCUGCAGAGCACCAGGCAGCUCACCAUGGAGAUCCAGACCAGGGCCACAGGCUUCCUAGAGAGUGGUGAGUGAGCUGGGUCUGGUUCAGUAAGGCACAACAUGGCCAAACUGUUUUAAAACGUGUUGCAACGGAAAUCUAUAACAAGCAUUUAUUUUCAGUUACAGCCUACACUCUCCAUUUUACUCAAUGCAAUUUGUUUAAAUUUCUCCACUGGACACAACCCUGGUGAAAUAAGACUGCUAUGCAUUGCGGAGACUACUGCUUAAUGGAACACAUAGCAUGCACUGGGAUAUGACAAGAUCAUUUGCAGUAAGCGUUGUACUUUUUUUUUUAUGAGCUGUGAUUGAACAGGAGUCUGCGAAGAUGAACACUGUCUGACAGUUUAUUCUGUCUGAUAAUUUCUGUGUGCAUCUCACCUCUGACUAGCAACAACCUGUUGUCUAUAUUUGGCACUGAACCAGUUAACUGCACCUUGCACAUACAAUAGAAGUCCCUAGAAGGAGAGUGUUUGUUCAUUUGGCCAUUUGUGUUGCAGGCUACCAGAGAGAGCUCAACUACAAGCAUGACGAUGGCUCCUACAGUGCCUUUGGGCAGAGCGAUGAGUCUGGAAACACCUGGUCAGUUUAAUUGAAGUCCACACAGUCAUAAUACCUUAUCUUAGAUUAUUCCACAAUUGAGAUUUUUAGUUUUUUAAGUCACUCUUGAAAAUGACAUUCGAUUAAGGGUGCAGUAUGUAAUCAAGGUAGGAAUGUGAUCGUCUCGAAUCCAUAUUAGUAUGGUGACGUGACUUUCAUUAACAGGGUGACUGUUAUUUAACGAAUCAACUAACUGUUUAAUUUUCACUUUAAUCAUUUAACAAUUAACUCAUUAGGAAUUUGGGGCACCACGGAAUAAGUUGUUUAACGAGUUACCAUCUCCCGAAUUAAACUCUUAGAAGAUAUAUGUUAUAUCGAUAACAGUCACUUAUUAAAUAAUUACCUCUUAUCAGUCUCAUUCUGAACGUCGCAUAAUCUUUGAACCUGCAAGAACCCUAACCUUAUUGAUAAAUCAGCAAUACACAAAUUGGCUUAAUUAUUUACUAACUAAAUAAUAACACAAUACAAACACACAUAGGUUAUUGAUUACUAAAGUACCGUAUUUUCCGCACUAUAAGGCGCACCGGAUUAUAAGGUGCACCUUCAAUGAAUGGCCUAUUUUAGAACUGUUUUCAUAUAUAGGGCGCACCGGAUUAUAAGGCGCAUAGAUUAGAAGAUACUGCAGUCAAACGUUUGACUGGGGUUGCGUUAUGCAUCCACUAGAUGGAGCUGUGCUAAAGGGAAUGUCAACAAAACAGUCAGAUAAAGUCAAACUUUAUUAAGCGUUCUGACAACAAUUUUGGGGUCUUUAUAUACACACACAAGUGGUGUGGGACUGUGAGUAAGCACAGUACCGGUGUUUACUGACUACGGUAGCCGUAAUGCUGCAAGCGGUGCGGCUUUGUAGUUUACCAGUCGUACUGAAACAUUUCAUUAUUAUAAAAUUGUUUUUAUUGGUUUUUCAUACUGAAACAUUUUGACAGAGUGCCUUGAGCGCCGUGUACAACCAGUAUGGAUCAACCAAUUAACCAAUUGAUCCAUAUAUAAGGCGCUCCGGAUUAUAAGGCGCACUGUCGUUUUUUGAGAAAAUUAAAGGCUUUUAAGUGCGCCUUAUAGUGCGGAAAAUACGGUAAUACAAUGAAAACAGGUCCCUAGUGGACUGAAUUAACAAUAGCAUGAACACUUGGAAGGGAGAGACAGAGAUUCAAACUAUCGUUGUUACUUUGGAAACUAAGCUCACGGAAAUGCAAAUGCUUAGAACCCUAAUCACAGCUCACCGCUCAUUCGGAUUAGAAACACAACAUGUAUUUACGUGUAGCUGUCCUCGAUAGUUGAGUUGAUGAUGUAGGACUCUGGUUUGCCCACCAGAGAUCCCAUUGUCCUUGGUAGUUUCUGGUCGUAGUGGUCGUUAGACUGGAUACUUCAGCGUACCCUGUAGUUUGUAGAGUUGAUCUGUUCGAAUAGAUACUUCAGAUGUACCAACGGUUGUCUGAGAGGGAUUGUCCUUCCCAACUCGUAUAUUUUAGUAAAGGUUCUCUGGACGACUAUACAUGCCAGCUGCAGACUGGUAUUGAUAAGGUCUAGUGCAUUGUCUUCACCUCGUGUAGAGGUUCAGAGUUUCACCAUUUUGUAACGUUUAGCUCAUGUGUCAUGUCUUCUUGGCCUAGACCAGGAAGCGUGAAGCUGAAGCUACACUGUUUAAAAUGGUUAAUGUUAAUUCAACCAUUUGCAACAUCCGGUUUACACCGUAGUCUGCUUGGUCUGAGGUGAAUUUCGUCACAAGGGGUUUUAUACUUGAGUAGAAAAGGGGGCGUUUCAUCAUGUUUGUGCUCAUCUGGGCGUGGCCACUGACUGAGAACAAAUCAAUAUGGAAAACAAUCAUCUCAGCUAGAAUGCUAAAAUCACAUUUAUCUUCACAAAAGUAUUAUUAUACUUAAUCAUUUAGUUUUAUACAACAAUUAGAUGCAAACCUCAUAACUGGGAAGUGUACACCCCCAGAGAUAGUUAUGUUGUUCCACCGUCUUUAAUGACAUUACAACAUAGUAACGAAUUUGACAUGAUUGUUCUUUAAGUCCCCACUGACCAUUUCCCACAUUCUUUGAAGUAGGAAUAUUGUUUCAUUAUCCACUUUUGGAUGUUGGAGUCUUGGCAGGAACACUUCCUUUGUUCCACAGGGACAUUUCCUCUCCCAAUACUGCAUGGCACGGAUAAUAGUUUCUGCAAGGAAUUUACAAAUGGUCAUAAAACUGGUCCCCAGGAGAGGGGGUGUUCAAACCUUUGCCUAGCCGGCAUCUUUGAUCCUCAGCCCAAGAAGGCAAGUCAUGACAAUAUGCUGAAGCCAACUGUUAUGGCAAAUAUAGUUGGCUUCAGCACAUACAGUAUGGCUACUGUUAUCUAGAUUCUAUAAUCCAUAGUUUAGGUAAGGCUCACCACAUCUAGUCCUAGUAACUCCAGUGACAUCUGCUCUGUGUCCUCUCAGGCUCACCUCCUUUGUGCUGAAGUCCUUUGGCGGGGCCAAGCCCUACAUCUUCGUGGAUCCCACCCACAUUGGCCAGGCCAAGGCCUGGUUGGCCAGUCACCAGCAGAAGGAUGGCUGCAUUGCGUCAGUGGGGAAACUCUUCCAUAACGGCAUGAAGGUAAAGGGGAAUCAGAGCUCCGUUGCUAAUAAGAGGAGGAGUAUCCUAUUGCUGCCACCAAAUGUGAAAAGGUAACGUUGAGGGCAGAGAUUCAGCAGGAGGUUCUGGUGCAAAAGUGUCCCAUUCUAUUUACAGUGCAAUGUUGGAGUCGGCAUAAAAUCCUAGAUAACUAACAAACAAAAGACUUGAUAAUAAUACAUAGUCUAACAUCAAAUAUGUGUACUUUACAUAAUUCAUAUUGCACUGACACGGAGGAUAAUGUACUGACUUUAGGACUCCACGUGUGUCCCAAAGGAGCACACGCUGAGCAGAAGAAUCCCAAGCAUGUUUUAGCCAAUACUGAGAACACACCACCACCGUAAAAUGACCUCUGUCUGACUAGUCCCGACAGCUUUUGUGCAUCUCCAGAACAGUACACUUAAAAUGUUUUCCCCCCGUUCUUUCUCUUUGUGCACCAUAAACACUGCAAUGGUUUUUGGUUGAUAUCGGUUGAUAUCAGUGUGACUUUGAAACUCUAGCACCUGGGAGUACUGUAUGAUGUUGGAUGAAGUUUACUAUCAUUCUUUGUUGUUGUAGGGAGGGGUCGGGGAUCAGGUGUCGCUCACUGCCUACAUCACCGCUGCACUGCUGGAGCUGGAUGGCAACACUUCUGUGAGUUAUCAUCUCUCUUUCCAUAGCCUAGUCUUAUAUCAUAUUGAUAAACAAGAAGACCACAUUUCGUGCUUUUAUCAAAAGAUGAACAGGCCUAGUGGAUAUCUCUGCUUAGCCAUCCAACUACUUCACACAAUUCUAAAAUAAGACGAUAUCACCCACAGAACGCCUCACUCGCCAUGUCUUAGAAUUUGUUAAAUAACAUCCAUAUAUUAGUCUACUUUUAUAUGUAUACACUUGUUCAUUUAUUUAUAUUGCUAACAUUAUUCAGUACUCAUACCCAUAUUAAAAACCUGAUAAAAGGUCUGGGUUGUAUUCAUUAGGGAACGCAAUGGAAAACCCAUAAACAUUUUGCAACUGCAAAUUAGCAUUUCUUAUCGGUCCAGGUAUUCCAUCAGUUUUAAUCAGUGUUCCUCUGUUUAGUGCCUAAUAAACACAACCCUCUUGUAUGUGGGUGUGUCAGGACCCCAUGGUGGAGAAGAGUCUGGCGUGUCUGAGGGCAGCAGUGUCUGACCAGCUGGAGAACACCUACACCACGGCCCUGCUGUCCUACACCUUCACCCUGGCCCAAAACCAGGACAUGAGGGCCAAGCUCAUCACCCACCUGGACAAGAUAGCUGCUACCUCAGGUAUGUGUUGUCUCUUUGUCUCUCUCUACCUUUCUGUCUGACUGCUGGGAAACAGCCACUGACAAUGAAAAUGACCACAGGUGGCAAUCGUCACUGGGAGAGAGCAGAGGCUUCUGGGACGAAGACUGACUCUCUGGAGGUGGAGAUGACAUCCUACGUGCUGUUGGCGCUGCUCUCAGGCCCCUCGAUGCCAGGCUUUGGGCUUGGCUACUCCACCGGCAUCGUCCGCUGGCUGGCCCAGCAGCAGAACCCGUACGGAGGCUUUGCCUCCACACAGGUACUUACUCACCACACCUGGGUUCAAACAGUAUUUGGUUUUCUUGGUCUGGUAGACAAUAAUUCACUCUAGCACAUAAUCUACCUAUCUCUCCUACUGUUAGUACAUGGUUAAACAUUGAUCACACCAAAUACUUAUUUGUACAUGAAAUGUAGACUGGACAUUGUAUUAAAGCCUUACAAUCAUUUCAUAACACAACACAUGGAUUUCCUUGAAUUGUUGUGCUUCAUUUUAUAUUCUUCAUAUGUAUUGAUUCUCUCCAUCCAUACCCAAGCUGUAGUCGAUCUGGAUUUGUUUUUGCAACGGUACCUCUCUUCUUCGCCUGUCACCAGGACACAGUGGUAGCACUGCAGGCCCUGGCCAAAUACGGCGCCGCCACCUUCAGUCCAGAGGGUGCCAGUACAGUCAGUGUGAGCUCGGCCAGAGGCCUGAAGAUGGAGUUCACUGUAAAUCAGAACAACAGGCUGCUCUAUCAGGAGGAGCAGCUGAAGGAGGUCCCUGGGGACUACAACAUCAAGGCACAGGGCAAGAGCUGUGUGUUUGUGCAGGUCAGGCUCCAGUCAUUUGCCCUUUGCUGCCUCUCAGUACAUGCAGUACUGAGUAUCUGGUUGUGUUCAGUAGGGAACACUGUUGCACAAAAACAAACGUUUCAACCCUAGUGUCAGCAUCAACGGAAUUGCAUGGGUAUGUUGAUUUCAUGCAUCUCAAUGGUAUCGUCUCUGUCUUUUCAGAUCGCCAUGCACUACAAUAUUCCCCCUCCUCCUGACUUCUCUGCUUUUAACAUCUCAACACAGACGCUGGGGAAAUGCGACGGCACCAAGAAAUCUCUGACAGUGUCUGUGAAUGUCAGGUACAGUGGAAUUCCUUUUACCCUUGAAAUAGCAACUGACUGACUUCUGGUAGGACACCAAAAAAAGUGACAACCACCAGUGUGAAGAUGUGAAUAUACACUGCUCAAAAAAAUUAAGGGAACACUUAAACAACACAAUGUAACUCCAAGUCAAUCACACUUCUGUGAAAUCAAACUGUCCACUUAGGAAGCAACACUGAUUGACAAUAAAUGUCACAUGCUGUUGUGCAAAUGGAAUAGACAACAGGUGGAAAUUAUAGGCAAUUAGCAAGACACCCCCAAUAAAGGACUGGUUUUGCAGGUGGUGACCACAGACCACUUCUCAGUUCCUAUGCUUCCUGGCUGAUGUUUUGGUCACUUUUGAAUGCUGGCGGUGCUUUCACUCUAGUGGUAGCAUGAGACGGAGUCUACAACCCACACAAGUGGCUCAGGUAGUGCAGCUCAUCCAGGAUGGCACAUCAAUGCGAGCUGUGGCAAGAAGGUUUGCUGUGUCUGUCAGCGUAGUGUCCAGAGCAUGGAGGCGCUACCAGGAGACAGGCCAGUACAUCAGGAGACGUGGAGGAGGCCGUAGGAGGGCAACAACCCAGCAGCAGGACCACUACCUCCGACCUUUGUGCAAGGAGGAGCAGGAGGAGCACUGCCAGAGCCCUGCAAAAUGACCUCCAGCAGGCCACAAAUGUGCAUGUGUCUCCUCAAACGGUCAGAAACAGACUCCAUGAGGGUGGUAUGAGUGCCCAACGUCCACAGGUGGAGGACGUUUGGCAUUUGCCAGAGAACACCAAGAUUGGCAAAUUCACCACUGGCGCCCUGUGCUCUUCACAGAUGAAAGCAGGUUCACACUGAGCACAUGUGACAGACGUGACAGAGUCUGGAGACGCCAUGGAGAACGUUCUGCUGCCUGCAACAUCCUCCAGCAUGACCGGUUUGGCGGUGGGUCAGUCAUGGUGUGGGGUGGCAUUUCUUUGGGGGGCCGCACAGCCCUCCAUGUGCUCGACAGAGGUAGCCUGACUGCCAUUAGGUACCGAGAUGAGAUCCUCAGACCCCUUGUGAGACCAUAUGCUGGUGCGGUUGGCCCUGGGUUCCUCCUAAUGCAAGACAAUGCUAGACCUCAUGUGGCUGGAGUGUGUCGGCAGUUCCUGCAAGAGGAAGGCAUUGAUGCUAUGGACCGCCCGUUCCCCAGACCUGAAUCCAAUUGAGCACAUCUGGGACAUCAUGUCUCGCUCCAUCCACCAACGCCACAUUGCACCACAGACUGUCCAGGAGUUGGCGGAUGCUUUAGUCCAGGUCUGGGAGGAGAUCCCUCAGGAGACCAUCCGCCACCUCAUCAGGAGCAUGCCCAGGCGUUGUAGGGAGGUCAUACAGGCACGUGGAGCCCACACACAUUACUGAGCCUCAUUUUGACUUGUUUUAAGGACAUUACAUCAAAGUUGGAUCAGCCUGUAGUGUGGUUUUCCACUUUAAUUUUGAGGGUGACUCCAAAUCCAGACCUCCAUGGGUUGAUAAAUUUGAUUUCCAUUGAUAAUUUUUGUGUGAUUGUUGUCAGCACAUUCAACUAUGUAAAAAAAAAGAAGGAUUUAAUAAGAUAAUUUCAUUCAUUCAGAUAUAGGAUGUGUUAUUUUAGUGUUCCCUUUAUUUUUUUGAGCAGUUUAUAUUUAAGAUUAUAUCUUACCUUCAUCUGACCCGGUGUGACUGACAGGUACAACGGUCGGCGAGAGGAGACCAACAUGGUGAUCAUCAAUGUCAAGCUUCUCUCCGGCUUCGUCCUGGACAAGUCCUCCCUCAAGCCUGUGAGUCAAUAAGAGAACCUCUGUUGAGGGGAACACACAUACAGUUUAAUCAAGGCCAGGAGUUUUACCAGUUUGGGCAACAGUCCUGGGCCUAAGUAUAAUCCCCUUGAGGAUUACUUAAUGCAUAUUCAUUAUAAUGGCAUCUGUUCUAAAUGUAAGUAUUGUUCUAUUGUCAAUGCCAGUGGUUGUCCUUUGAACAUAUCAGUUAUACUGUCUGACAAUAUGCUAACCUGUGUUCUGUUCUUCCAGUUGAGAAAUGACCCCACUGUCAAACGAGUUGACCUGGAGGAAGGACAUGUCAUCAUCUACCUAGAUGGGGUAGGAACAUGAAUAAUGAAUGUUGCAUCUAAACAGGGCUGUUUUUAUCAGUUACAGAAAACCUUUUUGGAUGUGGUCUCAUUUGCAUCCACACACUGGAUUUAACUUGAACAGUAACAUCAAAGUAAGACUGUAGUGGAUGUUUUAUACAGUAGCACUGUGUGAAUCUAUAACAUUGAACUGCAGUGUCAAAUGUAUUAUUCCUUUUCUUCCAGCUUAAGCAGAAGGAAACUAAGACGUACAGCCUGGCCAUAGAGGAGGAUGUGCCUGUGAGGAAUCUGAAACCAGCUGUGGUGAAAGUGUAUGACUACUACCAGACAAGUAAGAAUUCCAUCUAACACAGACAGUGAAAUGUGCAAAAAUCCAGGAACUUUAAAUAAAUUCAGUGGUUUUCCCAAAAUACCGGCUGGAGGAUCACAGAAACAGGAGGGAAUAAGCAGGAUAUCCGGAAUACUCCAACCAGGAUUUCUGGAAAACCAGGGAAUUUAAUUAAAGUUCCCGUAAUUUUGCAACCUUAGAAAUGUGAUCUCAUGCGCAGAAAACAUUGUGCUUUCCAAGGGUUAUAAUGAAAAACUGGUACUCUUUCUCAAAUGGAAAAAGAUUAACACCCACAACUAGAUAUUAGACCACAUGUGUCAGACCCAUUCCAAGAGGGCUGAGUGUCUGUGGGUUUUCGCUCCUCCCUUGUACUUGAUUGAUGAAUUAAGGUCACUGAUUAGUAAGGAACUCCCCUCACCUGGUUGUCUAGGUCUUAACUGAAAGGAAAAAAACAAAAACCAGCAGACACUAGGCCCUCCAUUAAAUGAGUUUGACACCCCCUGUAUUAGGCCUUUGAAAAAAAGUGUCAAAACGUGUUAGCUUUUAAUAGAGCACCAUUAAUUGAAAAUUAUACAGUGGGGAGAACAAGUAUUUGAUACACUGCCGAUUUUGCAGGUUUUCCCACUUACAAAUCAUGUAGAGGUCUGUAAUUUUUAUCAUAGGUACACUUCAACUGUGAGAGACGGAAUCUAAAACAAAAAUCCAGAAAUUCACAUUGUAUGAUUGAAGUAAUUAAUCUGCAUUUUAUUGCAUGACAUACAGUGGGGAAAAAAUGUAUUUAGUCAGCCACCAAUUGUGCAAGUUCUCCCACUUAAAAAGAUGAGAGGCCUGUAAUUUUCAUCAUAGGUACACGUCAACUAUGACAGACAAAUUGAUAGAAAAAAAUCCAGAAAAUCACAUUGUAGGUUUUUUAUGAAUUUAUUUGCAAAUUAUGGUGGAAAAUAAGUAUUUGGUCACCUACAAACAAGCAAGAUUUCUGGCUCUCACAGACCUGUAACUUCUUCUUUAAGAGGCUCCUCUGUCCUCCACUCGUUACCUGUAUUAAUGGCACCUGUUUGAACUUGUUAUCAGUAUAAAAGACACCUGUCCACAACCUCAAACAGUCACACUCCAAACUCCACUAUGGCCAAGACCAAAGAGCUGUCAAAGUUGUAGACCUGCACCAGGCUGGGAAGACUGAAUCUGCAAUAGGUAAGCAGCUUGGUUUGAAGAAAUCAACUGUGGGAGCAAUUAUUAGGAAAUGGAAGACAUACAAGACCACUGAUAUUCUCCCUCGAUCUGGGGCUCCACGCAAGAUCUCACCCCGUGGGGUCAAAAUGUGAGCAAAAAGAACGGUGAGCAAAAAUCCCAGAACCACAUGGGGGGACCUAGUGAAUGACCUGCAGAGAGCUGGGACCAAAGUAACAAAGCCUACCAUCAGUAACCCACUACGCCGCCAGGGACUCAAAUCCUGCAGUGCCAGAUGUGUCCCCCUGCUUAAGCCAGUACAUGUCCAGGCCCGUCUGAAGUUUGCUAGAGUGCAUUUGGAUGAUCCAGAAGAGGAUUGGGAGAAUGUCAUAUGGUCAGAUGAAACCAAAAUAGAACUUUUUCGUAAAAACUCAACUCGUCGUGUUUGGAGGACAAAGAAUGCUGAGUUGCAUCCAAAUAACACCAUACCUACCGUGAAGCAUGGGGGUGGAAACAUCAUGCUUUGGGGCUGUUUUUCUGCAAAGGGACCAGGACGACUGAUCCGUGUAAAGGAAAGAAUGAAUGGGGCCAUGUAUCGUGAGAUUUUGAGUGAAAACCUCCUUCCAGCAAGGGCAUUGAAGAUGAAAAGUGGCUGGGUCUUUCAGCAUGACAAUGAUCCCAAACACACCGCCCGGGCAAUGAAGGAGUGGCUUCGUAAGAAGCAUUUCAAGGUCCUGGAGUGGCCUAGCCAGUCUCUAGAUCUCAACCCCAUAGAAAAUCUUUGGAGGGAGUUGAAAGUCUGUUGCCCAGCGACAGCCCCAAAACAUCACUGCUCUAGAGGAGAUCUGCAUGGAGGAAUGGGCCAAAAUACCAGCAACAGUGUGUGAAAACCUUGUGAAGACUUACAGAAAACGUUUGACCUGUGUCAUUGCCAACAAAGGGUAUAUAACAAAGUAUUGAGAAACGUUUGUUAUUGACCAAAUACUUAUUUUCCACCAUCAUUUGCAAAUAAAUUCAUUAAAACUCCUACAAUGCGAUUUUCUGGAUUAUAUUUUGUCUGUCAUAGUUGACGUGUACCUAUGAUGAAAAUUACAGGCCUCUCUCAUCUUUUUAAGUGGGAGAACUUGCACAAUUGGUGGCUGACUAAAUACUUUUUUUCCCCACUAAGUAUUUGAUCACCUACCAAACAGUAAGAAUUCCGGCUCUCACAGACCUGUUAGUUUUUCUUUAAGAAGCCCUCCUGUUCUCCACUCAUUACCUAUAUUAACUGCACCUGUUUGAACUCGUUACCUGUAUAAAAGACACCUGUCCACACACUCAAUCAAACAGACUCCAACCUCUCCACAAUGGCCAAGACCAGAGAGAUGUGUAAGGACAUCAGGGAUAAAAUUGUAGACCUGCACAAGGCUGGGAUGGGCUACAGGACAAUAGGCAAGCAGCUUGGUGAGAAGGCAACAACUGUUGGCGCAAUUAUUAGAAAAUGGAAGAAGUUCAAGAUGACGGUCAAUCACUCUCGGUCUGGGGCUCCAUCCAAGAUCUCACCUCGUGGGGCAUCAAUGAUCAUGAAGGUGAGGGAUCAGCCCAGAACUACACGGUAGGACCUGGUCAAUGACCUGAAGAGAUCUGGGACCACAGUCUCAAAGAAAACCAUUAGUAACACACUACGCCCUCAAGGAUUAAAAUCCUGCAGCGCACGCAAGGUCCCCCUGCUCAAGCCAGCGCAUGUCCAGGCCCGUCUGAAGUUUGCCAAUGACCAUCUGGAUGAUCCAGAGGAGGAAUGGGAGAAGGUCAUGUGGUCUGAUGAGACAAAAAUAUAGCUUUUUGGUCUAAACUCCACUCGCCGUGUUUGGAGGAAGAAGGAUGAGUACAACCCCAAGAACACCAUCCCAACCGUGAAGCAUGGAGGUGGAAACAUCAUUCUUUGGGGAUGCUUUUCUGCAAAGCGGACAGGACGACUGCACCGUAUUGAGGGGAGGAUGGAUGGGGCCAUGUAUCGCGAGAUCUUGGCCAACAACCUCCUUCCCUCAGUAAGAGCAUUGAAGAUGGGUCGUAGCUAGGUCUUCCAGCAUGACAACAACCCGAAACACACAGUCAGGGCAACUAAGGAGUGGCUCCGUAAGAAGCAUCUCAAGGUCCUGGAGUGGCCUAGCCAGUCUCCAGACCUGAACCCAAUAGAACAUCUUUGGAGGGAGCUGAAAGUCCGUAUUGCCCAGCGACAGCCCCGAAACCUGAAGGAUCUGGAGAAGGUCUGUAUGGAGGAGUGGGCCAAAAUCCCUGCUGCAGUGUGUGCAAACCUGGUCAAGACCUACAGGAAACAUAUGAUCUCUGUAAUUGCAAACAAAGGUUUCUGUACCAAAUAUUAAGUUCUGCUUUUCUGAUGUAUCAAAUACUUAUGUCAUGCAGAGCUCUAUAUGCUUUGUAAGUAGGAAAACCUGCAAAAUCGGCAGUGUAUCAAAUACUUGUUCUCCCCACUGUAUAUAAUAUGCUUUUUUUCUCUAUUAAUGGAAGAAUACCAGUUUCCAAGCCACCCCACUCUCUCUGAAAUAUUUGGCACUGGAAUACCUGUCUAGGUUACGUACAUAAGGAAACGAGACAUCACCAGUAUGGGCCCAUUGAUUCACCCCCCUGAAGUGGGAGUUUAAUGAUGUUGACUGACUUAAAGGGAAGUAAAGUUAUCAUUAGAAAGGAACUGACCUCUGCAUUCUCAUAUGUUCUGUUCUCAGGUGAUGAAGCUGUAAGUGAAUACAGCUCCCCAUGUGCAGAGAGUAA
Messenger RNA from Coregonus sp. 'balchen', 35014 nucleotides. The record is from the annotation of a GenBank genome assembly. Lineage: Eukaryota; Metazoa; Chordata; Actinopteri; Salmoniformes; Salmonidae.